Letharia columbiana is the source of this 915-nucleotide messenger RNA. RefSeq lists its product as uncharacterized. NCBI's taxonomy places the organism in Eukaryota, Fungi, Ascomycota, Lecanoromycetes, Lecanorales, Parmeliaceae. Bases 1 to 915 code for a protein of 304 amino acids. The record is from RefSeq and is a predicted model, not a curated record. The transcript has 2 exons.
AUGGCACUGAUUCUCGCAACCGCUUUCAUCGCCAUCACAGCGCUCGCUCUCCCCAAUCCCACCAACUCCAUCCUACCACGCGACUUCCCUGAGCCUCUAGGACGCAACCAGGGGUCUCCUUUCACCGCCCUCACGUUCACAAUAUACGAAGAGCCGGACUGCAAAGGUAAACCCGCAGGUACCUACGCAGGCUCUUACGGCUUCUACGAAGCCCACCAAAUGCAAUCCUAUAGGCUCACCCGCACACUAACUAUUCACGAAGUGUUAGACUUCUACUCUGGCUCGGCGACAGAUCUGACAGUCAAUAAUACACACGAUCCCACCAAGAACGGACAUUAUACAGAGGCUUGCUGGCUGUAUGACGCAACGGCGGGGAUAAAUGCUACUGAAAAGGAUCAGGCUACUGAGGGGGGCGGGCACAAUGGGAAGACUGCAGGUAUGACACUGCUCCUCACGGCUGCCCUCAUCGCCGCCACCGCGCUCGCUCUCCCCACCACCAAUGACCUUCUACCGCGCGACUUCCCCCAACCCCUGGGCCUCGACCCCGGCCUCCUCUUCUCCCAGCUCACAUUCAUCACCUACGCCGAGCCGUCCUGCCAGGGCGACGGGCACGUCUUCACGGGCGCCUACGGCUACUACGACGCCUUCCAGAUGCGAUCCUACAGCCUCAGCCGCUCGCUCCUGGCCGACGAGGUCUUGGACUUUUACACCGGCUACGGGACCGGGUUGAAGGACCGGUAUUCGGUCGAUCACGCCAUGGAUGCCCAUUACACGGAGGCGUGUCUGCGGUACGAUGCAACGGCGGGCAUCAAUGCGACGACGCACGAUAGUGAGGGCCAUGGGAGGUGGAAUGGGUGCCAUACGCUCAAUAAUAACGAGUGGUGUGCGGUUGUGUGGCUGAAACCUGGUAAUUAG